GGGGGAUGGGGGGGUUUGAUUUAUGGAGCCGGAGCGGCUCCGGGAGCCGCCGUGAGACGGAGCCCUCCCGCCCUCCCCCGCGAUCGCGGCGCUGCUGGAGGGACGUUCAAAGAGGUGAAGGUCUGGAAACAAAAAAGUCGCGCCUGGGACACGAUUACGCAGCCGAUUCUGGCCCCAACCCGGAAGUUUAUGUCGCGAACACGUGUUGGUGGGAAGGUGGCAGGGCUGCAGCCGCCCACCCUCCGGCCCUCCCGCCGCCCCUCCCGGGGCUUCCCCGCCCGGCAGAGCCUUCCCGGGGCCCUGCAGCCCCCGGGGAGCUGAACCGCAGCGACAGACACGGCCUCAAAGUCCAGGGACUCAAACACAGGUUGCUAGGAGAUGGUGGAGCCAGGACAGGAUCUGUUGCUUGCUGCUUUGAGUGAGAGUGGGAUCAGUCCAAAUGAUCUCUUUGAUAUCGACUCUCCAGAUGUGGUUCUUGCCAAUCCAGCGCCCAGUCCAGCUGUUCAGCAGUCAGUACCUCUCAGUGCAUUAGAGCUGGGCUUGGAGACUGAGGCUGCAGCUGCUGUGAAACAAGAACCAGAGACUGUUUCUACUCCAGCCUUAUUAAAUGUUCGGCAACCACCAUCCACCACAACCUUUGUGCUGAAUCAAAUCAAUCAACUUCCAACCUUGGGGACUACGAUUGUGAUGACAAAAACCACGCCUGUCACCACCACCAGACAGACCAUCACCGUAGCCAAGAUCAUCCAGACCAGCACAACCACCCGGCCCUCGGUGGCAGCACCAGCAGUCAGGAAUGCCUUGAGCACUGCACCUUCCAAGGACCAGAUUCAGCUGAAAGAUCUGCUCAAGAAUAACAGUCUUAAUGAACUCAUGAAGCUGAAGCCACCUCCUAAUAUUGCCCAACCAGUAGCAACAGCAGCAACUGACCUAAGCAAUGGGGCAGUGAAGAAGGAGGCUUCCACGAAAGAGGUAGCAAGAAUAUGGAUAAAUGACAUUAAGAUGAGAAGUUUCUCACCUACUGUGAAAGUGCCAGCAGUGAAAGAGGAGGAGGAACCUGAGGAAGAAGAUGAAGAGGAAAUGGGCCACGCCGAGACCUACGCUGAGUACAUGCCAAUAAAACUAAAAAUUGGGCUCCGCCAUCCUGACCCCGUGGUGGAAACCAGCUCGUUGUCCAGCGUGACUCCUCCCGACGUGUGGUACCAGACGUCGAUAUCAGAGGAAACGAUUGACAGCGGCUGGUUGUCAGCUCUGCAACUUGAAGCAAUCACUUAUGCAGCCCAGCAACAUGAAACAUUCCUGCCCAAUGGAGACAGAGCUGGAUUCUUGAUAGGUGAUGGUGCUGGUGUAGGAAAAGGAAGGACCAUAGCUGGAAUAAUCUAUGAAAAUUACUUGUUAGGCAGAAAAAGAGCAGUCUGGUUCAGCGUGUCAAACGAUCUGAAAUACGACGCUGAACGAGAUUUGAGAGACAUUGGAGCCAAAAACAUCUUGGUUCAUUCACUAAACAAGUUCAAGUAUGGGAAAAUCUCUUCCAAACACAAUGGAAGUGUGAAGAAAGGUGUCAUCUUUGCCACCUAUUCCUCUCUUAUUGGGGAAAGCCAGUCUGGUGGCAAAUACAAAACCAGAUUAAAGCAGCUGCUUCACUGGUGUGGGGAAGACUUUGAUGGAGUUAUUGUCUUUGACGAGUGUCACAAAGCGAAAAAUCUCUGUCCUGUUGGCUCAUCCAAACCAACAAAGACAGGUCUGGCCGUCUUGGAGCUUCAAAAUAAACUUCCCAAAGCCAGGGUUGUUUAUGCCAGUGCCACAGGUGCAUCUGAGCCAAGAAACAUGGCCUACAUGAACCGACUGGGAAUCUGGGGGGAAGGAACUCCCUUCAGGGAAUUCAGUGACUUUAUUCAGGCUGUGGAAAGAAGAGGUGUUGGUGCCAUGGAAAUCGUUGCCAUGGAUAUGAAGCUGAGAGGGAUGUACAUAGCCAGGCAGCUGAGCUUUUCAGGUGUAACUUUCAAAAUCGACGAAGUUCUGCUUUCCCAGGAAUAUGUCAAAAUGUACAACAAAUCUGUGAAACUGUGGGUCAGCGCUCGGGAGAGGUUCCAGCAGGCGGCCGAUCUCAUCGACGCCGAGCAGCGCAUGAAGAAGUCCAUGUGGGGGCAGUUCUGGUCAGCACACCAGAGGUUUUUCAAGUACCUUUGCAUAGCCUCCAAAGUGAAGAGGGUGGUGCAGCUUGCUCGGGAGGAAAUCAAGAACGGGAAAUGUGUUGUCAUCGGCCUGCAGUCGACAGGGGAAGCGAGAACAUUGGAAGCUCUGGAGGAAGGUGGAGGUGAACUGAACGACUUUGUUUCCACAGCAAAAGGAGUGUUCCAGUCUCUUAUUGAAAAGCACUUUCCAGCUCCUGACAGGAAGAAGCUGUUCAGCUUGUUGGGCAUUGACUUGACUGCUCAAAGCAACAACAAUUCACCCCGAGACAGCCCCUGCAAGGAGAGCAAAGUCAAGAAACGAAAAGGUGAAGAGAUAAGCAGAGAGGCCAAGAAAGCUCGCAAGACUGGGGGCCUUGCAGGCAGCAGCUCUGAUGAGAGUGAAAGUGAGUCUGAUGCGUCAGACAACGAAGAAAGUGACAAUGAGAGCUCCAAAUUCUUGAGUUCUGGAGAUGAUGAUGACUUCAACCCAUUCAGAGAUGAAUCCAGUGAGGAUGAUGAAGAUGAUCCCUGGCUCAUUAGAAAAGAGCAUAAAAAAAAUAAGGAAAAGAAAAAGAAGAAAAGCAUAGACCCAGAUUCCAUUCAAAGUGCCUUACUAGCCUCUGGCCUGGGAUCCAAACGACCCAGCUGCUUCACUUCCACCGUUGGAACCACCACCUCCAGCACCAACACGUCUGCCAACAGCAACACGAACAGCAGCUUUGUAACGAGUCAGGAUGCUGUGGAAAGGGCCCAACAAAUGAAAAAAGAACUGCUGGAUAAACUGGAAAAGCUGGCUGAAGAUCUUCCACCCAAUACACUGGAUGAGCUUAUAGAUGAACUGGGUGGCCCUGAAAAUGUUGCAGAGAUGACGGGCCGCAAGGGCCGCGUUGUGAGCAACGACGACGGCAGCAUUUCCUACGAGUCCAGGUCCGAGCUGGACGUGCCUGUGGAAAUCCUGAACAUCACCGAAAAGCAGAGGUUCAUGGAUGGAGAUAAGAACAUCGCCAUCAUCUCGGAGGCCGCCAGCUCUGGGAUCUCCCUGCAGGCAGAUCGGAGAGCCAAGAACCAGAGACGGAGAGUUCACAUGACCCUGGAGCUGCCCUGGAGUGCAGACAGAGCCAUCCAGCAGUUUGGAAGAACUCACAGAUCCAACCAAGUGACUGCUCCAGAGUACGUGUUCCUCAUUUCUGAACUGGCAGGGGAGCAAAGAUUUGCAUCCAUAGUUGCAAAAAGACUGGAGAGCUUGGGAGCCCUCACCCACGGAGACAGAAGGGCCACAGAAACUCGAGACCUCAGCAGAUUCAAUUUUGACAACAAGUAUGGCAGAAAUGCUUUGGAGAUUGUGAUGAAAUCCAUUGUGAACUUGGACUCCCCAAUGGUGUCACCUCCUCCUGAUUUUCCUGGAGACUUCUUCAAAGAUGUCCGUCAGGGAUUGAUCGGCGUGGGCCUGAUAAAUGUGGAGGACAGAUCCGGAAUCCUGACCCUUGAUAAAGAUUAUAACAAUAUAGGGAAGUUUCUGAAUCGAAUCCUGGGCAUGGAAGUCCAUCAGCAGAACGCUCUGUUCCAGUACUUCUCUGACACGUUAAAUGCAGUUAUUCAAAAUGCUAAAAAGAAUGGGAGAUAUGACAUGGGCAUCUUGGAUUUGGGCUCUGGGGAUGAGAAAGUAAGGAAGGCAGAUGUUAAGAAGUUUUUAACUCCUGGAUAUUCUACCUCUGGACAUGUGGAGCUGUACACAAUCAGUGUGGAGAGAGGAAUGUCUUGGGAUGAAGCAACAAAGCUCUGGGCUGAACAGACAGGUCCAGAUGAUGGGUUUUAUUUAUCACUACAGAUAAGAAAUAACAAGAAAACAGCGAUUCUAGUAAAAGAAGUGAAUCCUAAAAAGAAGCUUUUUUUAGUAUACAGACCAAAUACUGGGAAACAACUCAAACUAGAAACAUGUGCAGACCUGAAAAAGAAAUAUAAGAAGGUACCCUCUGAGGAUGCUCUGCCACACUGGUUGGAGCAGUACAAUUCCUCUGCAGACACCUGCACCCACGCCUACUGGAGAGGCAACUGUAAGAAGGCGGGGCUGGGCCUGGUGUGCGAGGUUGGGCUGCGCUGCCGCACCUACUACGUGCUCUGCGGCUCCGUGCUCAGCGUGUGGACGAAGGUGGAGGGAGUCCUGGCCUCUGUCAGUGGCACUAAUGUGAAAAUGCAGAUCGUUCGCCUGAGGACAGAGGACGGGCAGAGGAUCGUAGGUCUGAUCAUUCCUGCAAACUGCGUGUCGCCCCUCGUGAACCUCCUGUCGACGUCGGACCAGUCGCAGCAGCUGGCGGUGCAGCAGCAGCAGAUCUGGCAGCAGCACCACCCCCAGAGCAUCACCAACCUCAGCAACGCAUAGGAGGGGGACGAGCUACAGGUGUUGACUCUGGUGUUGGGGAGGAAAAGGCUGUAAAAGCAUAUCACUUGCAUAAAAAAUCAGGGACAGAUUCCAAAGAAAUAUAACUUUUUCAGUUCGGUUGUGUGCUCUCAAAUACUUUGGGAAUAAAGAGCUCUGACAAGGUUGGUAGAACUGAAA
This is a messenger RNA of Empidonax traillii (willow flycatcher), 4731 nucleotides long. It is a transcript of the gene SBNO1, whose product is annotated as strawberry notch homolog 1. The transcript is spliced from 32 exons. Gene Ontology annotation, cellular component: nucleus. Gene Ontology annotation, biological process: regulation of DNA-templated transcription. The record is from RefSeq and is a predicted model, not a curated record. Gene Ontology annotation, molecular function: histone binding; chromatin DNA binding. Lineage: Eukaryota; Metazoa; Chordata; Aves; Passeriformes; Tyrannidae. Bases 379 to 4554 code for a protein of 1391 amino acids.